CUCUCAAUCAUCCAGUCCAGCUUUCUCUCUGAGCUUCAGUGUCAUUUCCACUCACUCUCAACUCAUCUGCAUCUUCUGCUACCGUUGCGAAUUGACCGUGCUUGCUGUCCUUGCCUUGCACCUUUCUCUGAUCACCACCACCACCGUCUUUCCACAUAUCAAUAAUACCCACCACCGUCAGGACCCAACCAGCCAAGAUGUGCUCGCAAUACUACCUCAAGUACGACUGCGGUUGCACCGUUGCCGAGGGCGACGUGGUCUACUGCGCAAAGCGAGGCACUUCGUGCACCGGGGUGCGCCAGCAGAUCCGGCGUCGGGAGGGCUACAAGUGCCCUGAGCAUGGUGGUCCCUAGACCCGAACACCAAGACAUGUUGAUGGAAGCUUAGGGAG
This is a messenger RNA of Aspergillus homomorphus CBS 101889, 391 nucleotides long. RefSeq lists its product as uncharacterized. The record is from RefSeq and is a predicted model, not a curated record. Lineage: Eukaryota; Fungi; Ascomycota; Eurotiomycetes; Eurotiales; Aspergillaceae. The coding region runs from base 198 to 353 and encodes 51 amino acids. The transcript is spliced from 2 exons.